Molecule: messenger RNA, 1506 nt
Organism: Schistocerca piceifrons (Central American locust)
Lineage: Eukaryota; Metazoa; Arthropoda; Insecta; Orthoptera; Acrididae
Product: piggyBac transposable element-derived protein 4-like
Exons: 4
Coding region: 1-1506 (501 amino acids)
Source: RefSeq, a predicted model, not a curated record
AUGAAUGGUUUAGAUAGUAUAAAUGACAGCGGGAGUUAUCUAGAUGUUGAUGAUGAAAGUGAUUUUGACUGUUUGGAAGAAACACCCGAAAGAAGUGAAGAAGAAACGGCAGACAGUGAUGAUGACAUUGAACAAGGUGCACCAGUGAAACGUGCACGAAAUGAAGACUGGAAAUGGCAAGAAAUCGACAGCUCUUAUGUCUCUUUGAAAACACCAUUCUUUGGUAAAUGUGGACCUGUGAUACAGGUAAAUUCUGCAGCUGAAGUGUUCAAGCUGUAUUUCGGUGAAAGCAUCAUAGAAACAAUCAUGUGUGAAACUAACCGUUAUGCUGCAGAUUGUAUACAAAAACAGACUGUUCUACAACCUCGUUCUAGGCUAAAUGUUGAUGGAAUUAUUCAGAAGCCAUCCAUAAAGUUGUACUUCUGCAAGCAUCCACUUUUGAACAAGCUGAUUUUUUACCAGAGUAUACAAGAAGACAGGUUUGAGCUACUUUGCAGAUUCCUUCAUUUUGUAAACAAUGAAGAACUGAAUACAUUUGAAGGCAAUAAGAGAUUGUUCAAGUUGGGUUCCAUCAUUCAGCACUCGAAUGAUACAUUUAGAAAUACAUACAACAUGGGAGAAAACAUUUCUAUUGAUGAAUCUCUUACAUUAUGGAAAGGAAGGCUGGAAAUGAAAACCUAUCUACCUCUAAAAUCAGCAAAGUUUGGAAGUUCCACAAAAAUAGAAAUGAAAUUUCUUUCUGCAGAUCCCCUGAAAACCAGUCAGAUUGCAGUGAAAUUUGUUAAGCCUCUUUUCAACUUAGGCCAUAUGCUCAGGAUGGACUAUCAUUAUAACAGCGUUCUUUUGUCCCACUUUUUGAAGGAAAGAGGUAUGAAUAGGAAAGGUGAACUCAUAGCAUAUCAUUCACAUGGCGUAAUGGUACUCAAAUGGGUGGAUAAAAAGCAGGUUGCCUUUAUUUCCAUAUUUCAUAAUGAUGCAGUUGUUACGGAAACCAAAAGCGUCAACAAGGUAAGAAACCCCCAGUGCAUAAAAAAGUACAAUAGUUUUAUGGGCGGUGUAGAUUUGAAGGAUCAGAAACUACAACCUUUCCUCAUGGAAAGGAAGAAAGGUGUAAAGUGGUAUAUGAAAAUGUUUAGAAGGCUGAUGAAUGUUGCAGUGAACAAUGCUUUUAUUGUUUACAAUGCUAGCGAAAAAACAACGGAAGAAACAUAUAUAAAUUACAGGCUUCUAUUCAUAACACAACUGCUGGAAAUUCACGGGAAGAAUGUAACUUUACCUCGAUGUAGGCGACCUUCAAAACCUCCUGUGUCUGAACGGCUCACAGCAAGGCAUUUUAUUGAGAAGAUCCCACCCACAGAGAAGAAGAGUAAGCCUACAAAGAGAUGUUCAGUCUGCUGCAAGAAGAUGGUGAAACGUAAGGAAACAUCGUUCUGGUGCAAGGACUGUGGUGUAGGACUUUGUUUUGAAGAUUGUUUCAAAAUAUACCACACUCAAAAUUCAUUUUAA